Acanthosepion pharaonis is the source of this 993-nucleotide messenger RNA. NCBI's taxonomy places the organism in Eukaryota, Metazoa, Mollusca, Cephalopoda, Sepiida, Sepiidae. The record is from the annotation of a GenBank genome assembly.
AUGAUUCCUUUAAAUAUUUGUUUCGCUUUUUUAUUUCCAUAUAUUUUCCCACUUUUUUUUUCUCUUUCCAUUUUCUUCUUCAAACAUUUUUUUUUAUUUUCUUUCGCUUUCUUUUAUUUCAACGUUUUUCUUUUCUUCAAAUCGUCUUCACCGUCAUAUUUUUUUCUUUCUUUAUUAUCAAAAUUAUUUUCGUCUUUGACUUUAGGUCUCUUUUUUAUAUCUCUGCCCAAAUAUAUUUUGGACUUUUUUUUUCUCUUUCAGUACAGCUUUUCUUUACAAUUUCUAUCUCUUUCUCAUAAUAAAAUUUGGCCUUUUAUCAGUGAAAGUGUUCGUAAGCUCCACGGAAAUUCUUCUCAUUCCCUUUGUUUAUUUAACAACACUUUCACUUCGUUUCUCUUUGAGAAAUCUUGCAACCAUUGGAUUAUAAUCUGUUCUUUCCAAUUUCGUUCACUCAUUGUUUGUCUAUCUCUUCCCUCUUCCCUAAGUCAUUUUACUGACAUUUUUGUAUUUUUCUUUCUUUCUUUCUUUCUUUCUUUCUUUCUUUCUUUCUUUCUUUUACACGUUCUUUUUAUUUCAUACAUUCUCGGCUUUUUCUUCUUUUUUUCUUUUUUUUAUUUCUCAUUUUCUAUCUUCUUUUCUUUUCGGACUUUCGUUCCGUUCUUUCGCUUUUCCCUGAAAUUGUCUUUCUUUUCUUUUUCUUUCUUUCUUUCUUUCUUUCUUUCUUUCUUUCUUUCUUUCUUUCUUUCUUUACCAUUUCAUUUUUACCUUUCAAGUUCUAUCGUUCUUUCGCUUUUCCCUGAAAUUGUCUUUCUUUCUUUCUUUCUUUCUUUCUUUCUUUCUUUCUUUCUUUCUUUCUUCAUUUCUAUCGUUCUUUCCCUUUCCCUGUCAUUUUCUUUCUUUCUUUCUUUCUUUCUUUCUUUCUUUCUUUCUUUCUUCUUUCUUUCUUUCUUUCUUUCUUUCUUUCUUUCUUUUCUGUUUUCCAGUCUAUUCUGA